Molecule: messenger RNA, 1909 nt
Organism: Peromyscus maniculatus bairdii (prairie deer mouse)
Lineage: Eukaryota; Metazoa; Chordata; Mammalia; Rodentia; Cricetidae
Source: RefSeq, a predicted model, not a curated record
UCAAGGCGCAAGGUAGAGAACACUCCUGCUUCAAAGGCAAAGGGAAUCGGAGGUACUCCCCAACUUUGGACACUUCUGGAUCUUGAGAUGCGAACAAAGCAGGUCCCAGUCCUGUGGGCAUUCGUCCUCCUGUGGAACCUCUACAUCUCCUCCUCCCAGACCGUUUACCCUGGAAUCAAGGCAAGGAUCACCCAGCGUGCACUAGACUAUGGUGUUCAAGUUGGGACGAAGGUGAUGGAGGACAUGGCAAAGGAAAUUGUCAUCCCAGAUCUGAAAGGUUCUGAGUCUCUCGAGUUCCUGAAGAUUGACUACGUGAAGUACAACUUUUCAAACAUAAAAAUCAACGCCUUUUCACUGCCGAAUACCUCACUGGCCUUUGUGCCUGGGGUAGGAAUUAGAGCGCUGAGCAACCAUGGCACUGCCAACAUCAGCGCCAACUGGGAAGUCAGGGCCCCGCUUUUCCAAGAUUCAGGAGCUGCUGAUCUAUUUCUCUCUGGAAUCUACUUUACUGGCAUUGUUGUCCUCACCCGUAAUAACUUUGGCCACCCAGCCCUGGAACUCCAAGACUGUCAUGCCCAAGUGAGCCAUGCCCGCGUCUCAUUUUCUGGAGGCCUCAGUGUCCUGUAUAACUCCUUUGCCGAGCCCAUGGAGAAACCCAUUUUGAGGAAUUUAAAUGAAAUGCUCUGUCCCAUUGCCAUCGAUCAAGUGGAGGCGUUCAAUGCCAACAUCAGCGCACUGGAGGUUUUAACCAAGAUUGACAACUACACCGUGCUGGAUUGCUCCCUGCUCAGUCCUCCAGAAGUCACUGAGAACCACCUUGACUUGAGCUUGAAGAUUUCCAACUAUUUCAAUCAAAAUACUCAAGGAAUUGGCAGCGUGCUCUCCAAGAUUGCAGAGAUCUACAUCUUAUCCCAGCCGUUCAUGCUGCAGAUCAUGGCCACAGGGCCUCCUGUGAUCAACUUACACCCAAACAAUUUCAGCCUGGAGUUCCCAGCUGCUGUCGCCAUGCUCACUCAACGGGAGAACUCCACCAUCGAGCACAUUGUCUCCAUGGACUUUAUUGCUAGUACCAGUGUUGGCCUGGCUAUUUUGGGACAAAAACUGAUCUGCUCCUUGUCUCUGAACAGAUUCCGCCUCUCUUUGCCAGAGAACAGCCACAGAGAUGCUAAGGUCGUGAGGUUUGAGAAUAUCCUGUCCUCCAUUCUUCACUUUGGAGUCCUCCCACUGGCUAAUACAAAACUGCAGCAAGGAUUUCCUCUCCCCAACCCCUACAACAUCUCAUUUGUCAAUUCAGACAUUCAAGUUCUUGAGGAUUUCCUUCUGAUUUCUACUGACCUGACACACGAAACAUCCUCAAAACAACAGCCAAAUCUCCACAGCUGGGGAGGUCUGAACCUGGUAAAUGGACCAUGGAGAGAACAGCCAACCCAUUGAUCGCCGGUUCACAAUCCCCUCCAGGAAGUAAACAACCUGGGGUCCCAUGGAAACUGUAAACCUGAAGAUGAAGGCCAUGCACCCUGGAUAUAAAAAAGCCCAUGUGAAAUAGUUUCUCCCUGGAGCCCUAAGAGACCUAGAGUGAGGAGGCCAGCUGAGUGAAAGGGCCCAAGAGGGCCGAGGCAGUGGGAGGAGGGUGCAUGUACGUCAGUAUGUAACCAUGUUGUGUGCCUGUUUCUAACCCGUGGAUAAGAGUGAGGAUGCAGAUCUGACCGGGUGGGUAAGGAACUUGUCUGUAUUUGUACCAGUAGGUGUGUGUGUGUGUGUGUGUGUGUGUGUGUGUGUGUGUGUGUGUGUAUCAUGUCAGCUUUUCAGAGACUUUCUUCUUUAGCUGGAUUUUGUGUUUUAUGUUUACUAUUACUGCCCUGUGCUUAAUUAAAAUUGUUUUCUAUCAAUGUCAGUCUCUGUGUGUGAA